Molecule: messenger RNA, 2603 nt
Organism: Hypomesus transpacificus
Lineage: Eukaryota; Metazoa; Chordata; Actinopteri; Osmeriformes; Osmeridae
Product: COUP transcription factor 2-like
Exons: 3
Coding region: 548-1810 (420 amino acids)
Biological process (GO): negative regulation of transcription by RNA polymerase II; anatomical structure development; cell differentiation
Molecular function (GO): zinc ion binding; retinoic acid binding; RNA polymerase II cis-regulatory region sequence-specific DNA binding
Source: RefSeq, a predicted model, not a curated record
AAGGCAGCUGACCAUCAUCAAAAUUCGCUUUCACUCGCUUUCGCGUUUUUCAUGUAGGUAACAGAUAACUAUUGGGAUAGCACAAAGCGUUUGGCUGGAGAAGGCCACGUAGAAGUUAAUUUCAUGAGUUUGAGUUCCAUCUCCUAAUCAAGAGAGCACAUUUUAUUUGUGUUACGUGGACAGUUUUGUGGAGGGAACAGGGAAUUGUGGAUUUUCUUCCCAAUGAUUUCAACGUGGAUUUAGUUGACUUCAUACUAGAUUUUACCCUGGAAAUUCUGGUACAUAUUAACAUGGUUGUCCACUUCAAACCUUGGUGAUAAUAUUGGACGAUUUUUUUAUUCGUAAGCUUUAGGUUGUUUGUGUUCUACGCUGUUUGUAAAUAUAUGCAUCGAUCAUCAUCGUUUAUUAAUAUUGUUUAUGUCUCUUUAAAAAUCUUUAAAAAAUGUUGCAAUAGUCUUGUCUUGUAUCUUUAAAUUGUAAUAACCGUUGUUUUCGGCAACGUUUGGAAGCAAGACGAGUAAAGUUUUGGAAACAUUGAUUUAUCGAUAUGGCAAUGGUAGCGUGGAGAAGCGCAGAAGAUGUCGCCGACACUCAAGGCACAAUCUCUUCACCUGUCUCACAAGUGGGAUCUCUGUCUAUAUCGACCGAUCUAACGGGCCACCUGAAUCCGACGUCCUCGCUGGAUGUUGCUCCAACAACUCAGACAGCCACCCAAGGCGCCCCUACAAGCAAUACGACGCAGUCUAUCACAAACCAGUCGAUGAACGCUGCAAUAGACAAACAACAGCCUCAACAAAUAGAGUGCGUCGUAUGUGGCGACAAAUCGAGUGGAAAGCAUUAUGGACAGUUCACGUGCGAGGGAUGUAAAAGCUUUUUUAAACGGAGCGUCCGAAGGAACCUCAGCUACACUUGUAGGGCAAGCAGGAACUGUCCAAUAGAUCAGCACCAUCGUAACCAGUGCCAAUAUUGUCGCUUAAAGAAAUGCCUUAAAGUAGGCAUGAGACGGGAAGCAGUUCAAAGAGGACGGGUAUUACCGACGCAGCCAUACCAUGGCCAAUUCACCUUAAAUGGAGACCCUCUACAGUGCCAUUCUUACCUUUCCGGAUACAUAUCUCUUCUCCUACGAGCGGAGCCCUACCCAACAUCCCGAUAUGGCACGCAGUGUAUGCAGUCAAACAACCUCAUGGGUAUCGAAAACAUCUGCGAACUGGCGGCCAGGAUGCUUUUUAGCGCCGUUGAGUGGGCCAGAAACAUCCCUUUUUUUCCAGAUCUACAAAUCACAGACCAAGUAGCCCUUCUAAGGCUAACAUGGAGUGAGCUGUUUGUUCUGAACGCGGCACAGUGCUCUAUGCCGGUACAUGUAGCCCCAUUACUGGCAGCAGCAGGCCUCCAUGCCUCCCCCAUGUCUGCAGAUAGAGUUGUAGCGUUCAUGGACCACAUUCGGAUAUUUCAAGAACAAGUAGAGAAGCUGAAAGUCCUGCAUGUGGAUUCAGCAGAAUACAGCUGCAUAAAGGCCAUUGUCCUCUUCACUUCAGAUGCGUGUGGUCUGUCGGAUGUGGCUCAUGUUGAAGGGUUACAAGAGAAAUCCCAGUGUGCUUUAGAGGAGUAUGUCAGGAGCCAGUACCCCAACCAGCCAACAAGAUUUGGGAAGCUAUUGCUUCGCCUGCCUUCCCUUCGCACAGUGUCCUCGUCUGUAAUAGAACAAUUGUUCUUCGUCCGACUAGUGGGCAAAACCCCAAUUGAAACUUUGAUAAGGGAUAUGCUGCUUUCGGGCAGCAGUUUCAAUUGGCCUUACAUGUCGCUUCAGUAGCUCGAAGUAACAACAAGGACGGAGCCUGACCGUUAUUUUUGUUUGAAGAGAGGCUGGUGUUCAACAGAAGGAACGAUUCAGGAAUGAUUAUUUGACACAAUAAAAGACACUGUAUUUAUUGGAUCGUGUGUGGAUAUUUAUCGCGCUUCUUUAUAAUGUUUUGUACCCUGCAUAGUGGAGGAAAGGGGGCUUAUUUGUCUUGCGUCCAUUCAGCUUUUUUAAGCAAAUUGUAUAGGCUACACAAACAUGGCACUUUUAAGUAAGCUAAUAGGCCUAGUUACUUUCAGUAUCUCAAGGUCAGAAAAUGUUGCCAGUUAUUGUAACACCUGUUCUACUGAAGAGAACCCAAUUUACUUGUUUUACUUGUUAUUAAGACUGCUUGUUUGUGUAAAUAUAAAAAAGGUUAUCUUUGGUGUCGUCAUGACGAUUUCCUGGAUUUAAAUGGUCAUAGAAUAACAAAUGAACAUUAUAUUAAACCGGAUACUAUAUUUCUCUAUAUAUACAUCUCUCCAUAACAGUAUGAUUUUGUCCUAGUCCUAGGCUAACUCUUCCAGUCGCAGAGGUAAAAGUGGUCGUAGCUAUAUAGCUUCACAUUUUUUCUUAACCUUUUGUAUGUCUACAAAGUGUCUGUCUAUGCGUGUCUGUGUGUAUGUAGGCCUAUGUAGCCUAUGUGUGUGUGGGUGUAUGUGUGCGUGUGUGCGCUGGUAUGUAAUUCUGUUACUGACUUUGAACUAUGAUGUGCCGUGACAUGAAAAUAUUGGUACUGUAUUAAAUUAUAUCUCAUGAUUUAUAA